GCGAUGAUUCAGUAGAAGAUUUUUAUAAGAAGUACAAGGAGUAUAUAAAGCUUUCUAGAUGGGAUGAAAGUCAGAAUAAAAAUCAAUUUAUUCGUGGACUCUCAUCUGCAAAUCAGUUCGAAGUAAGAUUAUGUGGAUUAGAUCUUCCUUUAGAUGAACUA
Funneliformis geosporum is the source of this 161-nucleotide messenger RNA. The record is from the annotation of a GenBank genome assembly. NCBI's taxonomy places the organism in Eukaryota, Fungi, Glomeromycota, Glomeromycetes, Glomerales, Glomeraceae.